ACGACAAAGUAUUGACUACAAAUCCUAGAAGCCCAGGCGGCUUCUCUCCCGUUGCCGGAAAACUGAAACGAGAGGCAUCUUCUUCUGUAAUUGCUCAUUCUGAAUGCCGCUGCUGAUCGGAGUUGCAUUUGGGAGAAGCCAAACGCGAGUAAGAGAUAAAAGAUGUCGGACCCUGAAAGCACUGUCAUCAAUACCAGUGUGAAACCAAAAGAUCCCAAAGAAGCUCUGGUUAUUGCUGUGAUGACAAGGGCUAUUUUCAACCUGGAGAAGGAGCACGAGAUCUUCUUGACCAAAGGAAAGGAUGAGUAUGUAAAGCAUCAGCGAGAAAAUGAGAACAACAGCUUGGAGCAAGGGACAGCCUUUGCUUUUGUUCAGGCUGUGCAGUUUGUGAACAAGAAACUUCUUGAAAGAAACCCUGAAGAAAAGAAGCUCUUUGAUGUCAUUGUUCUCUCCAAUAACAGCCCUGAGAGUGGUGCCCGCAUCAUUAAUAGUGCUAAACACCAUGGUCUGGAGAUCUCCAAGUUCUGCUUUGUCAGUGAUGAAGACUCUACCCAGUACUUGAAAAUCCAUAAUGUGAAGCUUUUUCUCUCAGCUGACAGAAAGGAUGUAUACAAUGCACUUCAGAGAGGAGUCUCCGCAGCACUCAUCUUCCAGCAAGAGAUACAGGCUCCCACCAACCAGCUGCGGGUUGUCUUUGAUGGAGAUGCAGUUCUCUUUUCUGAUGAAACCGACCGUGUCUUUCGUGAAAAGGGACUGGAGGGAGCUAUCGCGUAUGAGAAAAGUAUGGAAUCAGUACCCAUGGGAGAGGGGCCAUUGAAAGCCUUUGCUUUGCACCUUGGGAAAAUUCACAACAAGUUUGGUCAAGAGGACUCCCCCAUCCGCACUUACUUGGUAACUGCCCGCAGUGGCCGUGACAUGGGCAUCCGGACCAUCAAAACCCUAAGGAAAUGGGGCUUGGCAAUUGAUGAGGCCUUCUUCAUGGAUGGAGCUCCUAAAGGCCCCAUCUUGUCCAAAAUCCAACCUCACAUCUUCUUUGAUGAUGGCCUUCACAAUAUACAAGGUGGACUGGAUGUUGGUGUUCCCUCUGCCCUGGUCCUUUCUGGUGGCAGUGAGGAUGGAAAUGGCCAUAUUACCAUGUGAUUACUGAGCACGGUUUUGGACUGAAAGGACAAUGAAAUUUGGAAUUCUCAAUCCAGUCUGACCAUAGUUUGUAAUGAAGAAAACAAGACAUAAAAUCAGAUAAAGAUGAAGAAGAGGAGAACGAAAGCAAGGUCACUGCAAACCUUUCCGACAAUGGUUUUCCCUUGGGUUUUGCCUCUGCUCAAAUAUCAUUCAGCAGCCAAGGAGAAAAGCAGGAUUACCACCUGCUCUUAGAAGCCACUCCAUUGGGUUUUGCCUCUGCCUCACUGACAGCCAGUGGUUAUGAAGCCAAAAAACCUCAAACUUUGUGCAACAAUUUUCUUGUUUUCCUUCUCCCUCUCAUAUCUUUUUCUCUUACUUUAGAUCUUUUGAGAGCAAAGGCUUGAGGGGACAGAUGCUUUUUAAAAACUGAUAUGAGUUGGGUAGAAAGACUAUAAAUAAACAAAAUACUGUGCUGCUUUUGGAAUAAAUCAAAAAGCAAAGACCAAUUUAACCAGAGCGUCAAAAUAGAAAUGUUGCUUGAAGUCGACAUCUGCUUUCAUCUGCCUCCAUUUUUGCUCUCCACCAGCUUGUUUUAUGUUCUGUUAGGGCAAAGGAACUUUCUAAUUAAAUUUAGGCAUAGUGAAAUUGCAGCUCGACAUUUUCAGAAACAGAGGGAGAAUCCAUUCAAUUGAGAUAAAAACUAGGACUUGGCUUAUGAGAAAAAAUCAUCAAAAUUCCAGUCCAGAGCCUCUAUCCAAUUAACUCUGUACUCCAAAUACUGCUUCAAUUGAGCAUGGCUUUCUUCUCACAGAAAAAAAUGUAGUUGUAAAUUUAUUCAUUUUUGAAAAGCCUAAGCCUUUGCUGUGAAUCUUCAGUUCCCAUUAGCACAAUCUGGAAGGGGUUGAUAGAUGCUUCCAUUUGGGAGGCUCAUUUCCAGUUAUCGCUCCUUUAUUAUAAACAACUUGAGGAAUUACAGUUGGCUUUCCCCACUUCAGUAGGAUUGGUGCUGUGUGUGUGAGUAAAUACAUUGCAUACACACACACCUUGUUGCCCACAGUUGGGAACAUGGUGCACCAAUAGGUCUGGGGAUAAACACUAAUUUGAUAAAAUCAAUUACACUAUUAAGUUGGAAAUUUUCUUACAAAAAAGCAACUUUCUUAAAUUGAUAUUUAAACUGAAAUGUUUGACCUAAGUUUAAAUGUCAGCAUUAACUUAACUCCACGUUUAAGCUUUGUACAAUGCUUAAAAGCCGGCACAGAUUAUGAUAGUUUAAUUUACUCUCAAGGCUGUAUCAAACCAACAAGUAAUAAGGGCAGCUUGGAAAAGGAGUGGUCUUUGCAUCCAGAUGGCAUUACCUGUUGCACUGAAUUAUGAUGCCAGUAACCCUAGAACAGUGGUUCUCAACCAGGUGUUUUGGCUUACAACUCCCAGAAAUCCCAGCAAGUUAAGCUGUUAGGAUUUCUAGGAGUUGAAGGCCAAAACAUCUGAGGACCCACGGGUUGAGAACCACUGCCCUAGAAUUUUUUCUGGGAGGCAUGAGAAAAUCAGCAAUAAAGAAAUAAAUAACUAAUAACGAUGGAUGUCAUUUUCUAACUUCAUUAUGGUAAGGGUUUUAGUGCAGCCAUUCAGCUUAAAUUUUAUGAGGAAAUUAAACACAGAAUCAUAGAGUUCAAUUUCCAAUCAUGCAGGGAUACAUAAUCAAAGUACUCCUGACAGAUGACUAUCCAGCCUCUACUUAAAAACCUCCAAAGAAGGAGACUCCAGACACUCCAAGGCAGCAUAUUUCACUGUUGAAUAGCUCUUAUCAUCAGGAUGUUCUUCCUAAUGUUUAAGUGGAGUCUCUUUUCCUUUAACUUGAAUCCAGAUAACUUUAACAGGUUUCUCUUUCUAAUGUAAAUGCACCUUAAUUAUUUUUUUAGCUAGAUGCAUUAAUAGUUUUCUACUCCUAGCAUUCCCCAGCCAAGAUAAUAUUUCCACUGAAAGGAUAAUAUUUCCAAAAUGGGAUCAAAGUGGGAUCCUGUUCAAAAGAAGUGUGGGGCAGUUUACAUGUUGAUGAGUGAUGCACUACAGUACUUUACAUUUUUAAAUUAAAAAGUAGAUUUUUCUAUAAUCUGAGAAAAGAGGUUGAAGGCAAAUAGAGCAGGAUAAGGAUUUGAUAACAUAUAUAGAUGCUUUAUAAAAAGUAAUUUAAGUGUAUCUAUCCCAUAGCCGUUCUGAGUCCCUCCAUGGAGGUCAAGAAGAACAGGGUAUAAAUGUUUUAAAUAAAAAAAUAUGUACCUAGAAAAAUUAUCUUUAGUGACCUAUUCCUUUGCCUUUUCUUGAUUUCAUUUCAUCUUUAUAACUAUACAAAUCGUUGAUAAUUUUACAAGUGUAUUUUUCUUUUUCUUCAUUUUGUCAAAUACAAUUUUAAGUAAAAGCAAA
Molecule: messenger RNA, 3543 nt
Organism: Anolis sagrei ordinatus
Lineage: Eukaryota; Metazoa; Chordata; Lepidosauria; Squamata; Anolidae
Product: cytosolic 5'-nucleotidase 1A-like
Biological process (GO): nucleotide metabolic process; adenosine metabolic process
Cellular component (GO): cytoplasm; cytosol
Molecular function (GO): nucleotide binding; 5'-nucleotidase activity; magnesium ion binding
Source: RefSeq, a predicted model, not a curated record